Messenger RNA from Hordeum vulgare subsp. vulgare (domesticated barley), 965 nucleotides. Its product is annotated as 17.9 kDa heat shock protein 2-like. NCBI's taxonomy places the organism in Eukaryota, Viridiplantae, Streptophyta, Magnoliopsida, Poales, Poaceae. The transcript has a single exon. Bases 199 to 696 code for a protein of 165 amino acids. Gene Ontology annotation, biological process: protein complex oligomerization; response to salt stress; response to heat. The record is from RefSeq and is a predicted model, not a curated record.
AGGAAGGCGCAAGGUAGGUGGCUGGUCCGCUAGUGUAUACUUUCGUCGUCCAUAAAUAGACGGUGCCUCGCUCGCCAUUAGCCAGCUCCGAGCUAGCAGCAUUCAGAGAUACUACAUAUUUUCCAAGCUAGCCUGCAUUUGGUACACACACAUACAACAGACAUACAUAUAUUUCCAAGCUUGUUAAACGAGAGGAGGAUGUCUAUGGUGAGGUUCUUGGACACGCUGGCCCUGGACUCGUGGAACCCCUUCGGCAGCAUCUUCGGCACCACGGCGUCCGGCGGCGCCGACGCGUGGCUGGCCAGCGACACCACCGCGUUCGCCGACACCUACAUCGAGAGCCGGGAGACGGCGGAGGCGUACGUGUUCAGCGCCAGGCUCCCCGCGGGGGUCACCAAGGAGGAGGUCAAGGUGGAGGUGGAGGAGGAGGGCAAGGUGCUGGUCAUCGCCGGCGAGCGGACCCUGCGGAGGGAGGCCAAGAGCGAGACGCGGCACCACGUCGAGCGCAGCUGCGCCACCUUCUUCGGCAGGUUCCACCUCCCGCAAGACGCCGCCUUGGGCCAGGUCAGGGCCGCCAUGGAGGACGGCGGCGCGCAGCUCACCGUCACCGUGCCCAGGGUCGGUGCCGCCGCCGCCGCCGUGGCCAUGCCCGAGCCUCCCAUGGCCAUCGAGGUCGUCGAGGCCAGCCCGUGCUGAUGGCGAUCGACGCCGGUGCCGACUACGGACGUACGUGCAGUAAUAAGUUGCUGCUCGUAUGUAUGAUCUGCUUGAUGGGUCCGCAGCAAAUUGUGGUGUUCGAUGUACGUAACUACGUACUACUUUCAUCGGCCAUUCGGCCUGUAAUAUGCAUGCGCACAGUCAAGUUUGCAUGUACUCUUACUUGUCAGUUUUGGUGUUCACGGUCAAAUUAGUGAAGUGUUCACUGUCAAGUUGAUGAAGAGAAAGCCUGAAUCAUUCUACUGGUA